Molecule: messenger RNA, 183 nt
Organism: Lecanosticta acicola
Lineage: Eukaryota; Fungi; Ascomycota; Dothideomycetes; Mycosphaerellales; Mycosphaerellaceae
Source: the annotation of a GenBank genome assembly
AUGUCCAACAUCUCCCUCAACAGCAGCACGCGCAUCAUCCAGCGCCAGAAGAGCAUGGUCGAGGUCGAGCAGGAGGAAGAGCGCACUCUGGUCAAUGAUUUCUUGAUCUCCCUCGUCGAGCCGAGACCGAGCAUCGGGCCGGCGUGUGGGAGUAUCGAGGCUGUGCUCGACGGGAGUGCUUGA